Molecule: messenger RNA, 1579 nt
Organism: Suillus paluster
Lineage: Eukaryota; Fungi; Basidiomycota; Agaricomycetes; Boletales; Suillaceae
Product: UFD1-domain-containing protein
Exons: 6
Coding region: 148-1518 (456 amino acids)
Cellular component (GO): VCP-NPL4-UFD1 AAA ATPase complex
Molecular function (GO): polyubiquitin modification-dependent protein binding
Source: RefSeq, a predicted model, not a curated record
CUCGACUUGCAGACAACGUUUGACUCCACUUGUAUAGUUCCUUUCUCUCGCUUCACGAUCUUACUUCUCUAAUGGACCUCGUGGGUGCAUAUAAUAAUACAAGAUCAUUGUAGCUGAUGUUUCCUGCAGUUUGACGAUCAGGAUGGCAUGGGAGGCGGCCCAGGGGGUCUAUUCGCUCAGUUUGCCCAAGGAUUUGGGGUUGCCAUGGGUUCUCGAGCUAACCGGCCAAAUCCUCGGUCAUAUAACGUGUAUUUGAAGGCCUACAGUGUAGCGAUGCUUCCUGGCCGGGAGCGAGAGAAUCUCUCCUAUGGAGGAAAGAUUAUUAUGCCUCCAUCAGCCCUUGCACACUUGACUCACCUCGAUCUUGAGGGACCAUGGAUGUUUCAGCUCACAAAUGCGACUAAUCCGGCCGCAUCCACGCAUGCAGGUGUACUCGAGUUUAUUGCUGAAGAGGGAAUAGUUCAUCUCCCUUACUGGAUGAUGAAGACGCUGCGUCUAAAUGAAGGGGACCCGAUUCGCAUCACUGGUGCUGAGCUCCCGAAGGGCAAGUUCGUCAAGCUACAGGCACAAUCUACACAUUUCCUUGAAAUAUCAGAUCCGAAAGCUGUGCUCGAGCAAGCUCUGCGAAACUUCACUGCCCUCACCCAAGGUGAUAUAGUUGAAAUAUAUUACAACUCCAUAAUCUUCGGAUUUCUUGUGAUGGAGACGACACCCGGGGGAGGUGGCAUAAGCGUGCUAGAUACCGACCUAGAGGUUGACUUUGCUCCCCCGGUCGGUUACGUAGAGCCUGAGCGUCCGAAACCCGCCCCGCCUUCCACUAUGGCAUCGAAAUUGAAGAUCGACCUUAAUUCAUCGAGUCCCGGUUCCUCACGGCCGUCAUCAUCUCUCGGUGGUGGUUUUUCUGGUAGUGGUGGGACGGCUGUAAGCAAAGGGGGCGAUCAUUGGGAGAGUUUCAAGGGCAAGGGCGAGACUCUCGCGGGUCGGAAGACGAAGGGCAAGGGUAUCAGUCAUCGUGGAGUCGAAGCAGUAGCGGAUCAUAGUAAGAUCAUAAGGACUGACCAACAGAAGAUUAUAGACAACAACUCAAUGGAAGCAGAAGUCAAGGUUCCCGCUGCACUUAAUCUUCCCUUCGGGAAGCUGUUCUUUGGCUUCAAUGCUGUCCCAUACACCCCACCGGAACCCAAGGCUCCUUCCUCUCCUAGCUCUCCUCCGUCAACUCCCUCUUUCUCAGGCACGGGUAAUACUCUGACGGGCAGACCGGCCUCAUCACUCCCACGCGCGAAAGGGAAGGAGAAGGAGAAACCGCCCGGGAAUUCACAACCGAGCGACAAGUCUUGGGGCACUGGCAAUACUCUAGGUUUAUCUCGGUCUACCCACAUUCCACCUAGCUUCCGUGGACGUGAUCUUGGUGCUACAGGAGGUGGAUACCGACAAGCAAAUGUACAGUCGAAGCAACGGAGUCCAACACCUGAUUGGGGCGUGGACGACGACGACAUCAUUGACAUUGACAGUGAUUGAAUGGAUGGUGGUUGUAGGAUAGUUAAAGACGGUCAGACAAUGGUUCGUGUGUAGAGGAUCA